Messenger RNA from Drosophila suzukii, 793 nucleotides. RefSeq names its product histone H3.3 type 1-like. Gene Ontology annotation, cellular component: nucleosome; nucleus. Gene Ontology annotation, molecular function: structural constituent of chromatin; DNA binding; protein heterodimerization activity. The record is from RefSeq and is a predicted model, not a curated record. NCBI's taxonomy places the organism in Eukaryota, Metazoa, Arthropoda, Insecta, Diptera, Drosophilidae.
ACAUACAACACAUUGUCCUAAACAGUCUGGAUUUUUUCAUUGUGAAAUUUUUUCCGUCCGAAUUGGUUUGUUCUCGUGUAAAAAAGUUAUUUUUUGCUUGUGUUCCUGUGUAAAAAAAUUGCGCUUGUGAAAAUAUAAUUUUUUGUCGUGCUCCACGUAAAAAAGAUAAUAUGGCCCGUACUAAACAGACCGCCCGAAAGUCGACCGGAGGAAAGGCUCCCCGGAAGCAGCUGGCCACCAAGGCUGCCCGCAAAUCGGUGCCAACCACUGGAGGGGUGAAGAAGCCCCAUCGCUAUCGUCCCGGGACAGUGGCCCUUCGUGAGAUACGCCGUUACCAGAAGUCGACCGAGAUGCUCAUCCGCAAGCUCCCCUUCCAGCGACUGGUUCGUGAAAUCGCCCAGGACUUCAAGAGCGAUUUGCGUUUCCAAUCGGCGGCGAUUGGAGCCCUUCAAGAAGCAGCCGAGGCCUAUAUAGUGGGUCUAUUCGAAGACACUAACUUGUGCGCCAUCCACGCCAAGCGGGUAACCAUCAUGCCCAAGGACAUCCAGUUGGCUCGCCGCAUCCGAGGAGAGCGUGCUUAAGCUGGAUCAUCCCGAGGGGCAGCAAAAGAAUCGAUCUGUCGACCAUCCUUGAACAGACCAUUCUGAUUUACAUUUGGUUGAGGGAAAGAAGCCUGAAGAAGUGCACCAGCGACACUUUGAUUCAAUCUAUCAUUCACAUUCAUAUGUAUACAUUUAUUAUCCUUGUGUUGGUCAAUCGGGUCAUCAGAAAGAGACGAAAAAACAAAACUAAA